AAUUAAGAGUUAUAUGUAUGAUUCUGAUUAGUCAUUAAGCAAAGUACUGGUGGUCUCAAUUGGAUUCAAAAUAUGCAUUAACUAAGCAAGCGAGAGGGUGAGGCACCACCACAGUGAUAGGGUUAAAUUGGUACUUGAACAUACAAACAAAAGAGUCACCUCCUGCACAGCAGGCAGCAGUGCCCAUAUUUUAUAUUUACAUGCGCUGCGGCAGCGCCACCUAGUUAGUUACGCAAACGCUGUUGAAGAAGUUGCGCUGAGUUUCUGUGGACAAGACUAUGAGGUUGAGGGGAGGGCAUUUCCAGUAAUUUGGUGAAGGGUUGCCUUUAUAGGGUGCAGCAGCUCUCUUCCUACCCACCCCUUGAUCUUGUUUUCUCUCUCUGUAGCCUCUUGUCUCCUGAGUCCUGUGAGUUGAGAUUUGCGACCCCAGAGCCUAGCAAAGGAAGGUCGGAAAAAGAGCGACAGGUUGCGUUGUUUGUAGUUGUGUACCCAUACGCAUACACACAAACACAUACAGUAACACUACAUAUCCAAUUCCAGUAAUGGAUCCAGAAGCCCUCUCCGCCACUUUGUUCAAAUGGGAUCCUCGAGGAAUGGUGGGGGGCGGCAGCGGCGCACCCCUUCCAGCACCACUGCCCCCCUACUCGCUGCGGCCCAGGGAGUUGGGAUUGGGAGGCCUUGAGGACUUGUUCCAGGCUUACGGAAUCAGGUACUACACCGCUGCUAAAAUUGCGGAACUUGGAUUCACCGUCAGCACCCUCCUGGACAUGAAAGACGAAGAGUUGGAGGAUAUGAUGAACAGCCUAUCUCACAUUUUCCGCUGGGACCUUCUGGUGGGUGAGAGGUACGGAAUUAAGGCUGCUGUAAGAGCCGAGCGCAGACGUCUAGAUGACGAGAUCGAUUCCUCCAGGCGCCGUCACCUCUUGUCCAACGAUACCACUACCAACGUCGUCCUCGAUGCCCUCUCUCAGGAAGGCCUAUCUGAAGAACCGGUGCAGCAGGAGAAGGAGGCGGUGGGAAGUGGAGGUGGAGGAGCGUGGGAGGCAGUUGCAGCCGCUGAGAUCAGGAAGAAACAGCGAAGGAGAAACGGAUCAAAAGAGAAGCAGGUGAUGGUGGUGGAGGAGGAUCACGAUGAAAACGAGGGAGCCGGGGACGAGGAGAAUAUGGAAGUCAGCGAGAGACAGCGGGAGCAUCCAUUCAUCGUAACCGAGCCAGGGGAGGUUGCACGAGGAAAGAAGAACGGCCUCGACUAUCUCUUUCACCUAUAUGAGCAGUGUCGUGAAUUUUUGAUCCAAGUCCAGAACAUUGCCAAGGAACGAGGAGAAAAAUGCCCCACUAAGGUGACGAACCAGGUGUUUAGAUAUGCAAAGAAGGCGGGAGCAAGUUACAUAAACAAGCCAAAAAUGAGGCACUACGUGCACUGCUAUGCGCUGCACUGUCUGGACGAGGAAGCGUCGAACACAUUGAGGAGGGUUUUCAAAGAGAGGGGUGAAAAUGUGGGAGCUUGGCGACAGGCAUGCUAUAAGCCUCUGGUAGCCAUAGCAGCUGCCCAAGGUUGGGACAUCGAUGCCAUUUUCAACGCACAUCCACGCCUCGCCAUCUGGUAUGUGCCUACCAAACUCCGCCAACUCUGCCAUGCCGAGCGCAAUGGUUCCACAGCCUCCACCUCCGCUGCCGGAUCUCACUUGCCUUUUUAAUUUCAUACGUCUCCUCGGAAAUGAGAGAUGAUAGCUUGGCCGCUGUGAAGGAAACUAGGACCUUGUUGGAAUAUGGAAUGCAAAAUGCUACUCUCUUUUUUCAUAUCAUAUAUUCAGAUAUAAUAUAAUAAUGUGUAGACCCCACUCCACUUCCAUAAAAGUUUGCUUUAAUUU
Molecule: messenger RNA, 1871 nt
Organism: Benincasa hispida (wax gourd)
Lineage: Eukaryota; Viridiplantae; Streptophyta; Magnoliopsida; Cucurbitales; Cucurbitaceae
Gene: LFY
Product: floral meristem identity control protein LEAFY
Biological process (GO): regulation of DNA-templated transcription
Molecular function (GO): DNA binding
Source: RefSeq, a predicted model, not a curated record